Molecule: messenger RNA, 1308 nt
Organism: Fusarium subglutinans
Lineage: Eukaryota; Fungi; Ascomycota; Sordariomycetes; Hypocreales; Nectriaceae
Product: CMGC SRPK kinase
Exons: 3
Coding region: 1-1308 (435 amino acids)
Biological process (GO): protein phosphorylation; regulation of mRNA processing; spliceosomal complex assembly
Molecular function (GO): ATP binding; protein kinase activity
Source: RefSeq, a predicted model, not a curated record
AUGACUGACUCUCCUCCACCAACCCCAACGGCCCCUUUCGAGCGGAGGCUGAAGAACUGCGUAUCCCCUGGCGAGAACCCCUUUAUAUACCGUCCUGGAGGCUACCACCCGGUUAAUCUGGGCGAUGUUUUCAACGACGGCCAGUACAAGGUUAUUCGAAAACUUGGAGAUGGGUGUUUCUCUAUUGUCUGGCUCGCCCAUGACUUGAAAAACUCGCGAUAUGUAGCGCUGAAGAUACUUACCUCGGAUGAGGCAGAUGAGUCUCAGGAAGUGAAGAUCCUACACCAUCUUACAAAGACUGACCCCCUCGAAUCAUCCCAGCGGAUCACGCAGCUUCUCGACGAGUUUGAGCACAAGGGCCCCAAUGGCACCCACAAAUGUCUCGUUUUCGAGCCCAUGGGAGCCUCUGCCAACCAGAUGCUUCUAGAACUUGCCGACAGAGAGCACAAGUUUCCGAGUGAGAUGAAGUAUACGCCCCAGAUGGCAAAACGCAUGCUCAGGGAUGCGUUGAAAGGGCUGGCCUUUCUUCACAAGCACGGUAUCUCUCACGCAGACUUCCAACCUGGCAAUAUGCUGUUCUCCCUCAACAACAUUGAUUCCUGCGAUGAAGCGAGCCUAAGCCAAGAGGAAUCGCCGGACGAGUACUAUCGGAUUAAGAGAAUUGAUGGCAAGAAGGACAAAUGGGCCCCGGAAUAUCUUUGGACUGCGGAGCCGCUAACUGAUCACACGAGUGUUGACGAAAACCUCAAAAUCAAAUUAGCUGACAUGGGCGGCGCAUACUUCCUCAACGACCCUCCCAAGGAACCGAUAGUCCCCUGUACCCUUCGCGCUCCAGAGCUAGUCCUCAAAGGAGAAUUCGACAAAGCCCAAGAUAUUUGGAGUUUCGGGUGUCUUGUUUUUGAAUUGAUCGCUGGACGGCCUCUCUUCUACGUAUUUGGCCCCAGCAAAGACGAUUCUUCCUUACUAGAUGAUGAAUAUCUUCUUGAAAUCACGGAUAGGCUCGGCCCACUCCCCGAUGAGCUUUACAGCCACUGGAAGACCUCCUCGCGCUACUACACCCAGGAUAGAACAAAGUACAAUUGUAUGAUUGGUGGUGUUCCCGAGGGCAGGGAGCCACUUAUGCUGGAACGGGAAUCCAUGGAACAAGCCUUCGACAAGAAGGGUCCCGAGAUGACAGAGGAGGAGGCGCAGGAGGUUAAGAAACUCAUCCGAUGGAUUCUUCAGUAUGAUCCUGCUCAGAGACCCUCAGCUGAAGAGAUCCUCCGGCAUUCAUGGUUUGCGGGAGACUCAAGUGAGCAGGCAGAGUAA